Molecule: messenger RNA, 623 nt
Organism: Anopheles stephensi (Asian malaria mosquito)
Lineage: Eukaryota; Metazoa; Arthropoda; Insecta; Diptera; Culicidae
Exons: 3
Coding region: 99-539 (146 amino acids)
Source: RefSeq, a predicted model, not a curated record
UUUCAAGUGAUUCAUUGCCAACAUUCGCUUUGACGCUGAUAAAAAAGGGCUCUCUCCAGCCCUGGUAUCAGUAUUAGAGAAUCGCAAACCGAGGCAAGAUGUUCGCUGCGGACCGUGUUUUUGCAUUUAUUUUUACGCUCAGUCUCUGCUUGAGCUAUGCCCUUGCCACCGAAUGUCCGCACUGCAUAGGAGUUGCGGCGUGCGGAGCUAAUCAAACCAUUCCCAAAGUUACCUGCACACCAGAAGUCGUGAAUCAAACAGUGUUCCAGUUGUCAACAUUUUAUAAAAAUGCGAGCGACUUCAUGGGCAACUCCACGCAAUACGGCUGCGUUAAGGUGAACUUUAUUCAGAGUGGCUUCAAGGAGUACACAUUUUCCGUGCAAGGAUGUACGUCGGGCAGCAAAAGCGUUUGCAGCCAGCCUACGGUUUCUUUCAAUGGCGAACUAUCCUGCUCUUACUACAGCGGUAGCCAUAGGCUGUAUGCCAGUGCUCUGCUAAGUGUGGCUCUCAUCGUCGGUGCAUUAGUGGUGUCAAGCUAACGAUUCAAAAUCAUAUCAUCUGUCCCUCGAGUGGGUUCAAGCUAACGCCAUCGAGUGACACGAAAUAAACCGAUGACAAUCGCG